Sus scrofa (pig) is the source of this 4765-nucleotide messenger RNA. NCBI's taxonomy places the organism in Eukaryota, Metazoa, Chordata, Mammalia, Artiodactyla, Suidae. The record is from RefSeq and is a predicted model, not a curated record.
GCCCCCGGCUCGCCGCGACUCCCGGGAUGCGCGGAGGCGGCGGCGAUGGCGAUGAUGCCUCUAGCCCUGCAUCAUCUCGUGCGGCGGGCGGAGCUGGUGUCGGGGCUGCGAGAUGGAGGAGGAGGGGCGGCGCUGCGGCCACCUGGCAGGCUUUUCUGCCUUGGGCCUCUUUUGUCAGAUAUUGCUCAUCCACACGGCCACCUUGGUGACCUGCACCUUUUUACUUGCAAUCAUCUUCUGCCUGGGCUCUUACGGCAACUUCAUUGUCUUCUUGUCCUUCUUUGAUCCAGCCUUUAGGAAAUUCAGAACCAACUUUGAUUUCAUGAUCCUGAACCUGUCCUUCUGCGACCUUUUCAUUUGUUGUGUGACGGCCCCCAUGUUCACCUUCGUGUUGUUCUUCAGCUCGGCCAGUGGCAUACCAGAUGCUUUCUGUUUCACCUUCCAUCUCACCAGUUCAGGCUUCAUCAUCAUGUCUCUCAAGACGGUGGCGGUGAUCGCCCUGCACCGGCUCCGCAUGGUAUUGGGGAAGCAGCCAAACCGCACAGCCUCCUUUCCGUGUACCCUGCUCCUCACUUUGCUCCUCUGGGCCACCAGCUUUACCCUCGCCACCUUGGCCACCCUGAAAACCAGCAAGUCUCACCUCUGCCUUCCCAUGUCCAGUCUGAUUGCCAGAGAAGGGAAAGCCAUCCUGUCUCUCUACGUGGUCGACUUCACCUUUUGUGUUGCCGUGGUCUCUGUGUCUUACAUCAUGAUUGCUCAGACCCUGCGGAAAAACGCUCACGUCAGAAAGUGUCCUCCAGUCAUCACAGUGGAUGCUUCCAGACCACAGCCUUUCAUGGGGGCCUCCGGGAAGGGAGGUGGAGAUCCCAUUCAGUGUACCAUGCCGGCCCUGUAUAGGAACCAGAAUUAUAACAAACUGCAGCACGUCCAGACUCAUGGAUACACCAAGAGCCCCAACCAGCUGCCCACCCCUGUGGCCAGCCGGCUCCAGCUGGUGUCUGCUGUCAAUCUCUCCACAGCGAAGGACUCCAAAGCGGUGGUCACCUGUGUGAUCAUUGUGCUAUCCGUCCUGGUGUGCUGUCUUCCACUGGGGAUUUCCUUGGUGCAGGUGGUUCUGUCCAGCAACGGGAGCUUCAUCCUUUACCAGUUUGAACUGUUUGGUUUUACCCUUAUAUUUUUCAAGUCAGGAUUAAACCCUUUUAUAUAUUCUCGGAACAGCGCAGGGCUAAGAAGGAAAGUGCUCUGGUGCCUCCAAUACAUAGGCCUAAGUUUUUUCUGCUGCAAACAGAAGACUCGACUUCGAGCCAUGGGAAAAGGGAAUCUCGAAGUCAACAGAAACAAAUCCUCCCAUCAUGAAACAAACUCUGCCUAUAUGUUGUCCCCAAAGCCCCAGAAGAAAUUUGUGGACCAGGCUUGUGGCCCAAGUCAUUCCAAGGAAAGCGUGGUCAGUCCCAGGAUGUCUGCUGGACAGCAACACUAUGGUCAGAGCAGCUCCACCCCCAUCAACACUCGGAUUGAACCGUACUACAGUAUCUAUAACAGUAGCCCGUCCCAGGAAGAGAGCAUCCCACACAACUUACAGCCAGUAAACUCUUUCGGAUUUGCCACUUCAUACAUUGCCAUGCAUUAUCACACCACUAACGAUCUAAUGCAAGAAUAUGACAGCACUUCAGCCAAGCAGAUUCCAGUCCCCUCCGUUUAGAGUUGUGGAGGCUGGAGAAUCUUAUGUAAACUGUUUUUGUUUCUGAUACUCACUGAUUUUUAAAAAAUUUUGUGAGAGCAGUGGUACAUCAAAACUUAAAGACCUAGACAGUUGACACUUAGGAUUUUCUUUUGUCUCAAGUAUUAGCAUCUUUUGACUUGCUCUGUGGUUUCUUGACACUUUAAGAGUUGGUAUAAAUGUUUAUUAGAUUUUUUUUACCCUGACCUGUGCUCCAACCUUUUGAACUAAACUUUUAAACAGAUGCCAAGAAAUGAUCAUGCUACUCUACUAAAGUAGGGAACGAAGUGAUUAUGAUCAUUUGAGUCAAUGCUAUCUAUGGGUGUCUGGAGUAAAUAUGAGCUGGAUUUUGUUUUUUUUGUUUUUGGGGUUUUUUUUUUUUUGGUCUUUUUAGGGCCACACCCACGGCAUAUGGAGGUUCCCAGGCUAGGGGUCAAAUCAGAGCUGUAGCUGCUGGCCUACACCACAGCCACAGCAACGCCAGGUCCAAGCCACUUCUGUGACCUACAUCACUACUCAUGGCAACACUAGAUCCUUAACCCACUGAGCGAGGCCAGGGGAUCAAACCUGCAUCCUCAUGAUGCCAGUCAGGUUUGUUUCCGUUGAGCCAUGAUGGGAACUCCUGGAUUUUUUAAAGAAUGUGAAGGUAUCAUCUUUACUGAGGCAUUAUUUUCAUUGAAUUAUAAAUUUUGAUUCUUUGACGUGUUAAAAUGGGGAUCAGCAUACUUUUUUUGAUAGCAGGUUUACUGAAAUAAAUUAUAUAUUGUUAAAGCAGGAAUCAGAAAUGUAUUAUCUGUAACUAUCCUUACCAAAAAUACACAGGCAUUAGGUACUUUCUUUUCAUAAGACAGUCAACUACAAAUAGAGUAUUACAAUUAUUAUUCCUUCUUAUUAAGGAAGUAUGCUUUCCCAUGUUGUUCCCAAAUACAGAAGACAUGAGAGGCAUGGAGAAGACAGCUGAUAUUUAGCUAGCCCUCUGCUCAGCCUCAUCUAACAACUCUUACCUUCCAGUAUUAAUCAAUCAUUUCUAUUUCUGAGGUUUAAGAAUUCUUAUUAUAGACAUUAUUUUUUGUCAGUUGAGUAGCUAUAUAGUUCUGUUAAAAAAUAAAUCUUUUUGCUUGCUAAAAAUGAAAUAUUCUAUUUCAGAAUGAUCUUACCCAAGAAACUAGCGAAGACUGUAUCUGUAGUAGAGGAAUACUCUUCCUGGGAGAGUAGGCGCUAACUGUGGUCAUCCCAUCAGGGUGCUGUGGUGUGAGAGGCAGGCUAGACGGUUGUGUGUGUUAGAUGAUUAUCUGUUGCCUAAGACAGCAUAAGAAUGAGAUAGAGGGUGUUUCGAUGUAUGCUUCCCUUCUGUGUGAGAAUGGUUUGUUAACAGCCUGAGAGCUUCUAAGGAAGUAUUUAGAAUUUUUUUGGGGGGAGGUCUUUGUUUAUAUAUCACUACAAUAGAAAAGUUCUUAAGAUGAUCUACUUUCAAACUAAUUGUGUUAUUUCUCUCCCAUGAAUCUUAAACAGAAAGUGGGCAAUAAGGUAAAAUAGAUUAAGUAUUUCUAUACUUAAAACUAAUUUUAUUACACACUCUGUGAUUCCUAGCGUAACAACUGUAAACUUAUAUUUUUAUGUAAAAAUGUUUUCAUUGUACAGUUAGCAUUUGAACUAAAUACAAUUUUGGAACUGUAACUUCUAGACUAGAUGAGCAUCAAGAUACAAAACCCAUCUUUAUAAAUUAUUAUAUUCAAGAGCUGUUCGUGCCGAUUGGAAGGCAUUUCAUCCAUUUGGAUGAAAGGUGUUCACUUAAUAGUAUGCUUUCCCAUGUUGUUCCCAAAUACAGAGGACAUGAGAGGCAUGGAGAAGACAGCUGAUACUUAGCUAGCCCUCUGCUCAGCCUCAUCUAACAACUCUUACCUUCCAGUAUUAAUCAAUCAUUUCUAUUUCUGAGGUUUAAGAAUAAGAUAGGGAUAUAAUUUUGUUUUUAAAUCCACCUUUUAGGACUCCCUCCCUUCCUCCUCUCCCUUUUGUCCUUUAGUUUUGCUAAUAAAUUUUAUAAUGGAAGAAAAAAUGCACAUCUCCUUUUUUUUGGUAACUGAAUGCCCUUUUUGAAGUCACUAUGACCUAAUUUCAGUUGUUUUUAUAUUUUUAAUGUAACACAGUUUUCAUUUAUUGAUACUUCCAUGAGGUAGGUUCACAUAUUACAUGUUUUUAACAAAGAAUUAAGAAAUCUAAUAUCCUUUCCCACAAGAUUGUUUGAAGAAUUGUGUCAAAUUAGGAACUAAACUUUUGUCUAAAUUCAGAGCCUUCUAUUUAUUUCAAUAAGCCAGACAGCUUUAUAAGUAAUAACAUUAAUUGGGAAGCUCUUUCACACUUUUUAAGGUAUGAAUCUCUUUUUUGGCAGGCAUUUCAAAUGUGACUCAAUACAAGAUGUUUUUUAAAAUUUUCUACUUGUAAAACUAAAAAUGACAGGUUUCCUGUGUGACCUUCAGUUUGAGAUGAUUUGACCCACCUUUGGGAGCUAAAAAUCAUAGCAUAAAGAAAACUAAGCAUGUGCAUAUGAGGUAUUCAGUCUCUUUAUGCUCAUCAAGAUGUUACUGAUUUAACUUGCAUGAAAUAUAUAGUGGGCUAGAUUCUUAGCCUUCCUCUAUCUCUAUAUUGCUAUAUCUUUAUGAUGGUAUAUGUAGAUACAGCUAUAGAGAUAGAUAUAUAUAUAUAUAAUUUGUCUCUUCUAAGUUACAUAUGUCUAUCUAUACCUCUAUCUAGAUAUCUGGAGAUAGAGAUAGACAUAUAUAACUUCUCCAUAAGGGCUAAAAUGAGAACUUUUAUAAAAGUAAUGAGAAUUCAAUUGAAUAUGACUAAUUAGCAGGGUAUUUUCAUUAGUUCUCUUGAUGCUUUACUGUGAUGCAAAAUACAUGAUGUAUUUAAACAUUUUAUAAUUGUUCUGAUGUUAACCAUUAGGCCAGAUUUGUAUUUCUGAUGCUUUUAAUGUUCUUUUAAACUAAUGUUUGGAAAAUAAAAAUAUUGAAAACCCUAACAUUUCUGAGCAGCAAACUGCAA